Messenger RNA from Blepharisma stoltei, 288 nucleotides. The record is from the annotation of a GenBank genome assembly. Lineage: Eukaryota; Ciliophora; Heterotrichea; Heterotrichida; Blepharismidae.
AUGGCUUUGGAUGGAAAGGUAUUCGCUCCUCGAAUUCCUUUAGACUCAUCCAACUUUUUAUAUGAUAGGUUAGGCUUUUGAACGAGGAUUCUACACAAGAGGAGAAAAUGGUCAUGAAUUUUAUACUUCUUCCAUUUACCCUUAGUCCGAGCACACACUGGGGAAAAAACGAAUAGAAUGAGGCAACUCUCCAGUUCGCUAUUAUUUCAAGAACUUCUAGAUUUCAAAGCCUUCAUGGAACUAGAAGAAGCAGCUCGGACUUCUAGGCCAUACAUAAAUUUGAGAUAA